This is a messenger RNA of Staurois parvus, 272 nucleotides long. The record is from the annotation of a GenBank genome assembly. Lineage: Eukaryota; Metazoa; Chordata; Amphibia; Anura; Ranidae.
CUGAUAGGCAGCACUGAUGUGCAUUGAUAGGCGGCACUGACUGGCACUGAUAGGCAGCACUGAUAUGUGGCACUGACUGGCAUUGAUAGGUGGCACUGAUAGGUGGCACUGAAAGGCAGCUCAGAUGGGCACUUAUAUGUGGCAUUGAUGUGGCACUGAUGGGCACUGACAGGUGGCACUACUGGGGCUACACUGAUCAUCAGGGCACACUGAUUAUCAGUGCCCUGCGGCUCUCCACUCCUCUCUGUCAGCGUGACAGCUCCGCACCACUG